Closterium sp. Naga37s-1 is the source of this 1995-nucleotide messenger RNA. The record is from the annotation of a GenBank genome assembly. NCBI's taxonomy places the organism in Eukaryota, Viridiplantae, Streptophyta, Zygnematophyceae, Desmidiales, Closteriaceae.
AUGGACCGACAGCCGCGCCGCAGGUCGCCACACGCCGCCAGCAGGCCGCCUAGUGCUGCGCGUCCCAACGUCGCCACCAGCAGCGGUGGCGGCGGUUUCGAUGAAACCGUUAGCCGCGGCGACGGGGCUGCGCGCGAUGCGGACUUGACGCCCGCGCGGUUGGCGGAGAUGGCGGAGCGACGGCAGUUGGCGCAACUGAGAGAAUUGGAUGAUAUGGCGCUGGAAGAGGAAGGGGAGGACGAGGGGGGGGAGGACGAGGGAGGGAGCGGAAGAGGCCGAGGGUGGCGCAGGUCGAGAGGCGCACUGGGGGGCGGCGUGGCGGUGGGCGCGCGCGCGGGGAGCGCGGAGGGCGAGGCGAGCGAGAGGCGUGCAUCGGCGAGCGCGGAGUGGGCAAGUGGGGAGACAAGGGGAGGGGAGGCGGUGGAGGGGGUGGAAGGGGAGGGCGAGAAGGACGCGGAGAGGAGGAGGGCGGCAGCAGGAGAUUCGGCCGAGGUAUGCUCGGAGAAGGCGUUAUGUGGUGAAAGGAGAGACGGAGGGAAGCAUGGCGUGGAGGAGGAGGGAGGGUUGGGGCCAGGUAGCAGCAGGCAUGGUGAUGACGUGGAGUCUGGAGAGGAGGAGGAGGGCGAGGAGGAGGGAGGGGAAGAUAUGGGAGAGGAGGGAGAGAUGGGGGGAGAGGAAGGCGAGGUAGCAGGCAGUUGUGAGGAGGGAGAGGAAGGAGAGGAAGAGGAGCAGAUGGGGGAGGGAAGCGAGGAUGGAGAGGUGGAGGCGAGGGGCGGCGAGGAGGGAGCAGGGCGCAGGGCUGACUGUGUGCGGUGCAAUGAGGUGGGGCAGGGCAGUGGCGCGGUGCAGAGAGGCAUGGACGAAGGGGAGAGGCAGGCGGAACGCGGCAUAGGAGGGGCGAGGCGGCCGCAGCAGAGACAGAGGAGGCAAGCGGUGCGAGGAGAGGAGGGAGAAGGGGAGGGAAUGAGAGAGGGAGAGGAGGUUGUGGCGCGUGGGAGGGACAGCGCAGCCCAGAGAGAGGAGGCGAGGGGGAUGGGCAGAGGUGCGAGGGAGGGGGCGGCGAGGGGAGGCGUGCAGGUGAGGGGAGGCGAGGUGGGGGCGGCAGAGAGAGCUCAGGUGCAGCAGAUACGCGCGGUGGAGGGGGAGGCGCUGGAGGAGGAAGAGGAGGAGGAGGAGGAGGGAGACGAGGGGGAGUCGGGAGGGGCACGGAGGAGUGCAAGUGAGCGGCGGAGACGAGCGUCAUGGCGUGGCAGUGGGCGUGGCAGCACCAGGGGCGCACAUGGGGGCGUGCAGGCAGGUGAGGGCAGGGGUGGAGAGAGGGGGGAGGGGGGAGCACAGCAGCACCUGCUGCAGGCGUCACAGCAAGGGGAUGAGGCAGGUGUGCGGAGCGGUGCAGCGGGCGGUGGAGGUGCCGGAACGGGUGAUGGUGGCGGCGAAGGAGGCGCAGGAGGCGGGGGGGGUGCGGUGGCGGUGGUGGUGAGUGCGGUGGAGCGGCAGCAGAUCGAGCGCAUCCUGGCCAUCCAGGGAGAGGAGCUGGAGGAGGAGGAGAUGGGCGAGGAGGACGAGGAGGGCGAAGACGAGGAGGAGGAGGAAGAGAGGGGGCGGGCAGCAGGGGGCGAGGCGAGGCGGCAUGUGCUGAGCUCCAGCGACAGCGAUGACCCCAGGGGCGAUGGAGACGCGUUGAGGGUACGAGGAGGACUCACAUUUGAUCCGGCCAUCACAUCGCUGCACACAUACCUUGGAGAGGGGGACGACAUCACGGGAGCACAGGCGUUUGCUGAGGGAGGCACCAUUCUUCGCCUACCCAUGUUCUAUCUCGAAGUCUGCCCUUCCCUACCCUCCCAUGCCGUUCCCUACCCUCCCAUGCCGUUCCCUACCCUCCCAUGCCGUUCCCUACCCUCCCAUGCCGUUCCCUACCCUCCCAUGCCCUUCCCUACCCUCCUUCCCCUCGCACUUACUCCACCUGCGUGCCCGUACCUGCAUGCCCGUAACUGA